CUGCGUCCUAUUGGUUAGACCGCGUCACGUGACGGGUCCAGGUCUGACCGCGGCUGUUGUUGUUGUCCUGUGAUGGGGGGGGGAGGAAGGAUUGAUCACGUGAUUGGUUCAGAGGGCAGGUAUUUGCCGCUUCCCUGGAAACCACGUGACAGCCAGUGACGUCAGUGACACGGCGCUCUGUAACCGGGUGUCCGGACCGGGGAACCCCGCGGUAAGUGAGCAGCAACCGGGCAGCGCGAGCAGCGGCCCUAGGGAGGGCGGGACCUAGCGUUAUAACAGGAGAACUUCCGGCUGGUGAUCAUUCCUUCCCUCUGGUUAUACAGUGGGCCAGUCUCACCCCCCCACGGAGAAUGAAAUGGAACAUUCCUGUGCUAUAAAUAACAGUGACACCACAGGGACCGCUUCAGUCAGAGACCGGGGGGAGACCUGGCCGGUAUCCCGGGUUACUGACUGAGACACGGCCGGUAUCCCGGGUUACUGACUGAGACCUGGCCGGUAUCCCGGGUUACUGACUGAGACACGGCCGGUAUCCCUGGUUACUGACUGAGACACGGCCGGUAUCCCGGGUUACUGACUGAGACCUGGCCGGUAUCCCGGGUUACUGACUGAGACCUGGCCGGUAUCCCGGGUUACUGACUGAGACAUGGCCGGUAUCCCGGGUUACUGACUGAGACCUGGCCGGUAUCCCGGGUUACUGACUGAGACCUGGCCGGUAUCCCGGGUUACUGACUGAGACCUGGCCGGUAUCCCGGGUUACUGACUGAGACCUGGCCGGUAUCCCGGGUUACUGACUGAGACCUGGCCGGUAUCCCGGGUUACUGACUGAGACACGGCCGGUAUCCCGGGUUACUGACUGAGACCUGGCCGGUAUCCCGGGUUACUGACUGAGACCUGGCCGGUAUCCCGGGUUACUGACUGAGACCUGGCCGGUAUCCCGGGUUACUGACUGAGACCUGGCCGGUAUCCCGGGUUACUGACUGAGACCUGGCCGGUAUCCCGGGUUACUGACUGAGACCUGGCCGGUAUCCCGGGUUACUGACUGAGACCUGGCCGGUAUCCCGGGUUACUGACUGAGACCCGGCCGGUAUCCCGGGUUACUGACUGAGACCUGGCCGGUAUCCCGGGUUACUGACUGAGACCUGGCCGGUAUCCCGGGUUACUGACUGAGACACGGCCGGUAUCCCGGGUUACUGACUGAGACCUGGCCGGUAUCCCGGGUUACUGACUGAGACCUGGCCGGUAUCCCGGGUUACUGACUGAGACCUGGCCGGUAUCCCGGGUUACUGACUGAGACGUGGCCGGUAUCCCGGGUUACUGACUGAGACCUGCCCGGUAUCCCGGGUUACUGACUGAGACGCGGCCGGUAUCCCGGGUUACUGACUGAGACCUGGCCGGUAUCCCGGGUUACUGACUGAGACGCGGCCGCUAUCCUGGGUUACUGACUGAGACUCGGCCGGUAUCCCGGGUUACUGACUGAGACACGGCCGCUAUCCCGGGUUACUGACUGAGACUCGGCCGCUAUCCCGGGUUACUGACUGAGACUCUGCCGGUAUCCCGGGUUACUGACUGAGACACGGCCGGUAUCCCGGGUUACUGACUGAGCCACGGCCGGUAUCCCGGGUUACUGACUGAGACUCGGCCGCUAUCCCGGGUUACUGACUGAGACUCGGCCGCUAUCCCGGGAUACUGACUGAGACACGGCCGCUAUCCCGGGUUACUGACUGAGACACGGCCGGUCUCCCGGGUGACUGACUGGGAGCAGGGGGAGACGCGGCCGGUCUCCCGGGUGGCUGACUGGGAGCAGGGGAAGACGUGGCCGGUCUCCCGGGUUACUCACUGGGAGCCGGUGGAGACAUGGCCGGUCUCCUGGGUUACUUACUGAUUUGAGGGUCAGGGCUGAGGGAGACUUGGCUGGUCUCCUGGAUUACUGACUGAGUUUUCCCUGAGGGGCAGAUCACAUACCUGCCAUUCUCACUAACACAUUCUUCUGCCUUACAGGGAACUCUCUAUACUGGGAAAGAGCACAAUAGCUGAACAAAACCUACAUCUAACCUGUGCUUUAUUUUUUUUAAUGCAUUCAAUAAGUCCAUUAACCCUUGUAGUGCCUGGUGCGCAGGCUUAUCCCAUUCCUUUACAGUAGCUCAAGGCAUCAUAGGUCGACUAUGUUACACUACCAGAGUAAUGGCAAUUCUGCUUUAAAUUUCCCUUACUAUGUUUAAACAUCUUCAUUAGACUGUUCCGAGUGGCAGGACCUCAGACAUUCGCUUAAAUCAGCAUUAUUCUUAUAGACCUAUAAAGUUCCUCGCUGCCACAAAUUUACUUUUAAAAUAUAAUUUAAUUUAUCACUCGGAGGAGCAAGUCAAUAAAUACAUUUAUUUAAAUUGGGAACUUAAGGCAUUCUUUGCUGUCAUCACUGUAAAAAAAAAUAUAUAUAUGUGUGUGUGUGGUAAAAUCACACAAAAACUUAUUUGAAAGCGUUCAUCUAUCGCGAAAAGUACAACAACCAUUUCUAAAGAAUUUCACAAUUCUAUAACUCUUUCGAACUAAUCAUAACUCCCUUCUUGUGCAGUUUAUUUGCGGAGAAGGAGUACUGUAAUAACGGAUUCUCAUCGGACUUGUUGAGAGCAACGAUAUCACCAAUCCCAAAACCAGGAAAGUACCCUUGUUAUAUAAGUAGUUAUCGCCUGAUCCCAAUAAUAAACCAAGAUAUAAACAUUUUUCUAAAAUUAUGGUUGAUAGACUUAGCUUAUUCCUGAUUUAAUUCAUAUAGACCAAACAGGAUUUAUAAGAUCGAAAUCGGCCGGCGGCAACGUUCGAAAGAUCCUACAUUUAAUGAUAGAAGUUAAUAAUGAACAUAUUCCUUCUGCUUUAAUUGCUGUUGAUGCUGAAAAGGCAUUCGACAGAGUAAAUUGGAAUUUUUUUGUCAGCAACCCUUUCUGCUUUUGGUAUAGAGGGAAAAUUUAAAGACCUAACACUAUCAUUAUAUUCUACUCCUUUAGCGAAAGUGUAUGGCAAUGGCCUAAAUUCUACUUUUUUUUUUUUUAUUUGGUAUGGCACUCGACAAGGCUGUCCAUUAGCACCCCUCCUUUAUAUUUUAUCCAUUGUGUCUCUUGCAGCUUUUGUCAGAUUAUCAAGUAAUAUUUCAGGUGUCAUUUUAGCAAGCCAAUAACAGAAAAUAACAUAUUUGCCGAUUUAUGUAAUUUUGACCUUGAUUAAUCUAGAAAUGUCUAUUCCAGCAGUAAUGAGCUGUAUAGAGGAAUUCAGCUCCCUCUCCAACUAUAAAAUUAAUAUACAUAAGACCCAGUUAUUUAUAACAAACAUUCACAGGUUGAAUCUUUAUCAAAAAACUCUAGAUUUAAUUGGUCUAAUGAUUCUAUCUUAUAUCUCGGAAUUAAGAUAAAUUUUAACAAUAGUUCUUGCCUUCAGGAAAACUAUAAUGAACUGCUCCAAGAGCUUAAAGAGCUGACAGAUAAAUGGAGUAAAAUACAGCUCUCCUGGCUUGGGAGGAUAAAUACUCUCAGAUCCUAUUUACUCCCAAAGUUAGAAUAUCUUUUUUUGGAGAAUACCUCCUAGAGUCCUGAUAAUAAUUUUGAGAUUAUUUCAUAGACUAUUGGUAUCAUACGUUUGGGGGAGCAAAAAAACUUGAAUUGCCCUUGCAACCAUGAGAACUAGAACAUCAGAGGGGGGGGUUAUCCUUUCCCAAUGUUUUUCUUAUUCACGACACUGUUUGUUUUCACAUUUUCUUGAAUGGGGAAACUAUUAUUCUUUUAUGAAACGUGUGUGUGUGUGUGUAAGAUGUGUGGAUUUGAUCCUUUCCACCUUUUUUGGAUAGAUAAAAACCAUAUAUAGAAAUUUGAGGAUUGACAACUUAGUUCUAAAUCAAGUCUUUUACUCCGUAGAGUGUAGAAUAUUGCAUAUUCUAUGUUUCUAUUGAUUAUAUGUGGAUGUGUGGAUUGACAUAACUAACAGAUGGUCUAAGUCCCAUGACUUUCUUUGUCUGAGAGCUCCGGAAUGUGGAUUUGGGGGUCUUGUCCUUAUAUGGCUAGAGUUAAACUCUGACGUCAGUAUAGGCACAUCUAUAGAGUAACAGAGGGACACGGGCUCUCUCUCGAUGUAAGGAUGUAACUCUCCCGUCAGAAGUCCAGCAAUUACCAUCUGCUGUUGAAUGUCCAUUAUCCUGUAACAUCCUUUGUUGUUUUAUUAUGUAUCAGUAACUAAGAAUAAACCUGAAGAAACCGUAAAUCAGGUUGCGUAGUACGUCUUUUCAUUGAUAUAGACCUAUAUUAAUGUGGCGAGCAAAUUUGGCCCAAGACACUAUAUAUAAUAUAUAUAUAUUAUAUAAAUAUAUCACACACACACAAAAGAUGUAUAUAUCAGUCAACAGAAGAGAAGAAGAAAUUAAGAAGAUUUAACGUUGACGAUCGAUUCCAACCAGAUUUUACAAGAGCCAAUAAAGAAGGUAUUUUUUCAGACAAGCAACUUUCUAAGCAUACCCCAUUGAAAGCUUUGAAAUUAUUUAUUCAAAAUAUGAAUCUGAGAGGUUGAUCAGACGCAGGAUUAAUAAGAAUAAAAGAUUUAUUAUGCUGGUAAAAUGCAAGUUUUUAGAUCUACAAAUGAGAUCAAAUCUUGAUGAUAAAGAAUUAUAUACAUAUAUAGGAAUAGAAGAUUUGUGCUGUGAAAAAAAAUACAACUUUUACAGUGAAAAAUGUAACAAUAACAAAAUUAUACCUAUAAACACAUAAGCGUUUAAUAAGAAUAGUGUUAAAGAGCUUUGUGGCCCCCUUCAGCUCUUUUGCUUAGUGGCUGUAUAGCUUGCGCAUGCACAGUGGCAGCCAUUGGCAUCUGUUGUACACCUGGUCAGCUGACCCAUGGUGGAUGUUGAUAGAUGCUAAUCGAAACUCCACAGAUAAGGCAAAGUAGUUCAGAUUUUGUAUUAUGAACACUGUCGAGCAUGUUGGAGUUUCAGUUUUUCAUUAACAUUCUGUGUCCUUGCCUAUAUAGAGUUAAAAAGUGAAUUAAAUGCUUUUGUUGUCAAGUUCCUAAACACUUCUUUGAAAGGAUAAUACAUAUUUUGUCAAAUCAGUUACUAAAUGAACAUUUGGAUGUAAAAUAAAUGUUAUGUUUUGACAUAAAACCAAGGGACGUGCCCAGCGGAUCUAGGCUAGAUAACCACUCCACCAAGUUGUGUGAUAUGUUACCUGAAGUGCCCCUUUAAAUUUCGCCAAGAUUGAACUUUAGGACAAACAUUGUCCAUGGACCUUUACAGUCCCAAAGGUAUAUAUGAUAAAACCGUGGAAAGUGGGAGGCUUUCUGAUUGAGCUGAUAUGUGGUGUUAAAUCAGUUAGUGUUUUACUGACUAAUCGCUCUUUUCUCAUAGGAUAAAGUGACAGCAAUGCAGCUGAAAUGGAACCUAUUUGUCACAUGUCACUUCUUCUAAACAGUCACUGGUUUUCAUUUUUUGGACGUCCCUAUGCUCAACGAACGGUGUGACUAAGUGGUAUUACAUCUAAACAAGUGUCUAUAUAACCGCUGAGGUCUCCUUCUCUCUCGGACGCUACAUUCUGUCCUAGCAAUGGGCACUCAAAGUUGAAGGUAGAUACUUUUAUCAGGGAAUAAUGGCAGAGCCCCGACGGGUGCAGCUAGCUUGCCUUUCUCCAGUUACUACCCUGCAUCCCCCUCCUUCCAAGAAACCUCGGACCGAUGAACCCGAGUCUGAGACCCCAGUGGCUGCCACUGUCCGAAUUGCUCUGUCGUUGUUUGAACCAGAUCAGAAGAGGUGCCCAGAGUUUUGUUACCCAGAACUAGUGAGGAACCUCGGUGAGAGGGGCAGUAAAGUCUCAUCAUCCGAAAAGGUGAGUCUUUUUAAGGUCUUAUUGAUCAUUGCAUAAUGUUUGUUCUGUAUUGCCGUAAUGCUUAGCGUUUAUCCUUAAUUGUAAUUCUAGAAAAAGGAAAAUAUACCCAACAAUGCCAAAAAUUCUUCAAAUACAAAAUUCAGUAAAUUGUAUGUUCUUCAUUAAUGUUUGUUUUUGUUUGUUUGCUUUUUUAUGGUUGAAUCUUUUUAUUGUAGUUUAUCACAUUACCACUCCCCAAAAACAGGAAAAAAAAUGUAAAAUCAUUUUAGGCUAAUUUCCAUGUUAAACGCACAUUUUAAACCUUGCAAUAACAUUGCUAUUGUUUCCCACUUCUCCAAAAAGAUCCAUGAUUUGUAAAGUCCUCUGUAAUGCUUGAAAAGUUUUGAAAUGUCUGUAGGUUGCAUGGAAGGCUUUUGUCUGACCUACCUGUGCUGGUAUGUCAGGUGUUGUACAAAAAUUAGAUAUCUUUACUGUGUUGGCAUCCCUAAAUCCUAAUUUUAUCAUUUGGCUCCUUGUCCGCUCAGCAUAGAAUGAAAUAAUACUAGAAAAAGGAGAUUGCUCUCUGUCUUUAGCCCGUAUCUAUAUAAAUGAUCUCCUAUUCAGACAUCGCUGGAAUUAAGCUAUGAAAACGAUCCUAUAUUACUGUCUCUCUGCUUUAUCAUUGUCUGUUUACCUACGGAACUUAAAUUUAUCCUCCAUAACAGACUUUCCCUUUAUGGCUAAUCCAAGGCUGUUUAUUCACUAAACUCCAAAUAUUAGUGAAUUGAAACUCCAGUUUUUCCCUUCACUGCAGUUUGCCGUUUUGUGAAUAAAUCCUAAGGUCUUCACUGUUCAGCUGCGAUGGCCAUCACUUACAUUGACACAAGAAAUGUAGGUAUGUUUAGUUUUGGGAGAGGGGGGGGGGGAUUGACACCUAAGAACCAAUCUUGUGGAUGACUGGUUUAUAGAUAUAUUCUAUACAUUGCUGGCACAUGUCCAGAUUAAAAGAUAAAGAAUUACACUCUGCACCGCAUGGCACUCUGAGCUGGAUGGAAUGGCUGUAGAGGCUGCCGUCCCAUACAACAUGAUCGAAAUUCCAUAAAUUAUAGUGUGCAGGUGCAUUGUGGGAACCUGCAGUAUCCUUUGGAGGCCGGUGGUUGCUAGAGCAGGAGCUCGGGGGCAACCUUAUAUUGAAUUUUUACUACUUUACGAGUAGCAUAACCGUGAUGUCCUGAAGGUCAAAAUAGGAAAUAACUCUUCUAUAUAUUUGCUAGUACAAUACACACAAUACAAAAUAUGACACGUCGGGCAUUACAGGAGCAUCUUAAAAUAUGUAUAUGUGUGUGUGUUAUUGUUUAGUAACUUUACAUGCAUACCAGAGACCAGAGGUAUUUUGGGAAUUCUCCUCUCCAUAGCAACCGAUACCCCAGGGAGAUGUAUAAAUAAUAAAGCUUUCUCUGCUGCCCAGUGCACUUUAUUUGGUCAUAUUAUUGCCUUAGUGCUUGUACUCUGGAUAAGGAAAUGCGGAAGGGGCACAAUUGCAUCUCCUUAUGUUAUUAUCUUAAUGUUGUCUUUUUUUGCAACUAUUAUUAUUAUAUAAUAUCCGAUAAAUACAUAUACAGGACGGUGUCGUGUUGUAAAAUAGGUUUAAAAAACAGAUCUAUAUCUUCUGCAUCUGAAUUCUAAUUAUUGUUUAAGAUUGUGUCUAUUUUGGAAUGGCUCAUCAAAUUUUCUGGCACCUUUGACUUUAAAAUUAAGCAGAUAUUUUGUACAUAAAUCACAUUUUUCUCUUGCUGAAAACACAUGCAUACUCAGUGCUUGGCAAAAAAUAAGGCCAAUUGGACUAUUCUUGGCAUUACAGAUAUCUCCCCAAUUACGUUCCCUUUUCACUUUCCCCACUGACUUUCUCUGUAAUUUAGAAAACAGAGAGAAGCAGUGACACAGGUGCAGGCCGAGAACUCAUGUAUCCCAAGUGGAACACAUGAGAAAUAACAGUGUAUGUUAUUUAUCGACAGAAACCUCAGAACUGCUAUCGCACAGCUUUUGGAGAGUGCAAAGUAAGCCCUGGGCAAUGUGCCAUAGUCCCCCCUAGGUGCUUUGAGCUCAUUCUAACCGCAUGGCUGUUGUCACAGGCCAUCAGCAGUAGCAUUCAAUAUAAAGCUUGGUAGAGAUUGUAAAAAUCCGCUUGUUAGCAAUCAGUCUUCACCGCUAAUAAACUCACAUUUAUUCCAGCGCCCCACUGAUCUUCUGUCGCUCACCCCUUUAGCUGAGAUAAUCAGAAUUGACUAUCUCAGCCAAUCCAAUGCUUUCCCAUAGGAUAAUGCUGCACUACACCAAUCAGGAUCUCCUCAUUGAGGUGCAUUGAAUCUCUGAAAAGCCUGUUUACUUUAAAAUGCCGGUAAGGACAGGACACCAGAACAACAACAUUAAGCUGUAUUGUUCUGGUGACUGUAGUAUCUAUCCUUAAAUCACGUUUGUUUCUGUCCUUGCAGCCUGAGCCACUCUCCUGGUUGGGGCUCUCACAGUCUGCAUUAAAAAAUAUUUUCACUUUCAAUCAAAUGUUAGCUCUGGAAAUUGAACUUUAAAGGAAUACUAUAUUCACAAAAACAACCUCCGCUUAAUGAAGCAUUCCUUGUGUUAAAUCACUUUUGUUUCUGUUUAUGCAGCCCUAGCCACACCUUCCCUGGCUGUGACUGACACAGCCUGCAUGAAAACAUAAUGGUUGCACUUUCAAUCAGAUGUAACUUACUUUAAAAGUUUCUAUUUCCUGCUCUGUAAAUUGAAUUUUAAUUGCAUACCGGAGGCUUCUGCAGGGUCUAGCAAACUAUUAACCCUAUGAGAUAAAAAAAUGCUAAAUUAAGCAGAAUUUGCAAUAAAGGAAGUGUAAACAUUAGAUGACUCUUUACAGCAAAUGUUUGGGAACACUGUGUAAGUCACAUCUAGGGGAGGUGUGAAUAGGGCUGCAUAAACAAAGUAAUUUAACUCCUAAAUGGCAGAUAACUGAGCAGUUAUACUGCAGGGACAUGAUCUAUACACCAAACCUGCUUUAUUGAGCUAACAUUGUUUUGGUGGCUAGUGUCCUUUUAAUCGCACACCAAGGGUCCUGCAGGUUCUAGAAGGUUAUUAACAGAGUAUGAGAUGAGAAAUUCUAGAUUCAUUUCUGAAGUUUGAACAUUAAAUCUGUCUUUACAGGAAGUGUUUAGGAAGGCUGUGUGAGUCACAUUAGCGCCAGCAAAUUCCUUAGCGCUGUCCAAAGUGAUUUAAUGCCUAAAUGGCACGAAAUUUAGCUGUUAGACUGCAGGGCAUGAUUUUUACAGCUUCAUUAAGUUGUUUUGGUGAAUAUAGUGUCCCGUUAAGUCUACAAAUAUGAAGUCUGCAGGUGGCUUUACAAAUAUAUUAUUAGAACACACAGCAUACUCGGAAUUGUUUGAUUAUACAGAGUUGUUUGCAGGGAGGGCCAUACGUAAAAGGAGAUUUCCAUUCUCCCGUAACUUGUAGGCUUACACUUGACUGAUAGUGUAAGACUUUACUUGAUACUGUGCUGUAUAUUAAUACUCUGUCUCUUUGUAAAUCAAGACUAGCUGAACUUAUCAAACUCUGUUCUCUGUCUUCUCGGACCAAAAAGAAAUCUGCAAAUAUUUUUGACGAUGAAGAGGCGCAGAAGAAAGAGAUUGCAAACAUUGCAAAGAAAUUUGAGGAAAAAUAUGUAAGUGUCUAACAAUGCAGACUUCCCCAUCACAAAUUGUCUGAAUGUGAUAUUUAAUCCAUUGCACCUUUUACAGUCACUUAAGUAUUGAAUGUAGAUUGUGAGGCACUAAAUUAACAUUUUACCAAUGAAUCCUGAACAGACCCCUCUUACAAAACCUCCUUAUGUGUGAAUUUAUAUAGUAUAACCCUACAUUUCAGAAAGAACAUUAUAUCUGUAUGUAGCACUUGGAUUGGCCCACCGAUUUCAUGUUUAAAUUUUACCUUUAAAAUGUUGAGCUUCACUAUAGCAACACUGCUGCUUUUAUAAUGCCUGCUUUCAAAUCAAACUGGUGAGGAGGGGGGCCAGUCUUGUACAACCCUCUGGGAUGCUGUGGAUUCUUAUUCCCAUCACUCUCAGAUGGCUGGGAAUGAUAAGCAUUGAAGUUUGCAGCAUUUGGUGUGCAGGUACCUACUGACCCUAUUGCAGAAUUUCAUGUCGCUGUCUAUUUAUGCUGCUUUUAUAAGCCUUGCGACAUUGCUCAGACAACAUUGGAACAUUUCAGGCAAAACCUCUUGAAUUUAUAUUUUAUACACAACUGUAUUCAACGGUUGGCUUUAAAUCAGUCAAGUAUAGGACACCAUGUAGCGUUUUGCUACUACAUUACUUCAUAUAUAGGUUUUAUCGUGAUGUGUGUUGAUUAAAGAUAUUUGCAAAACUAUAUAUGUCAAGGGGUGCAUUUAUUUAUUCAAUUUAGAUUUUUAACCAUAUCAUGAAUAAAUGCUUCUCGCACAUAAAACACCGUAUUGCGUGAGGUCGUACUUGUAUACGUAAUCUUUCAUUACCUGUAGAUGUAAACCUAAAGAGUUAAAUAUGAAAAAAGCUAAAACAAACACUGGUGCCUUGUUUGUGAUGAGCAUAAGCCAGAAAGUGAUAGUUUGCUUAUUGCGCGUUGGACCAUACUGCGUUUCACAGACUUUUAGCUACGUUGCCUUCUUGGCUCCUGAUAUGGUGAGAGAUGUUUAUUUGGGAAUAUCUCUGGCACAGAGGAGAGUUUACUCCCUGUGUCUGUUGUCUGUAAUUGUACAAGGAGAAGGGACCCGAAGGAGGAUUACAUUACCGCAAAGAAGCUCCCAUGACACUUCUCAAACAGAACCUCUACAUGGUGGGUAUAUAGUUCCAUCAGGGAAAAUAAAAUGGUAUUAAAUGAAAUAUUUCAGGUCUCCUUGUUAUCACAGUCACAAUGUGUUGUUUCCCAAGAGGUUAAACGGAUCUCUAAGAACAUUAUUGACUAAAUGGGGAGUUCUGGAGAAAUAACACGUACAUUGCAAAUUUCACCCAAAAAUAGCUUUAAAAAAAAUUCCUUUUUUUUUACUGUUUAUGGUUUAGCAAAAACCCUUUAAAAAAAAAAAAAAACACACCUUAAUUUGUGUAAUUGAUAGAGGCACUGGCUUUUGUUUUUUUUAAAAUUUAUUAUGGUAUCACUGGGGAUCAAACCGAUCUCCAUGUCUGCCAUGACAGGCUAGCAAAAUAUGUGAAAAAAUUGUGUUUUAUAGCGCAGCCCAUUGCUAAUGAUUAGUUAGCUAUUAGGUUUUUGCGAUAGGGCAUUAUGUUGAGUGCGCAGUCACUAUCUAAAUUAUCUUAAAAUGACUUUUAAUGCAUUACAGCUGUCAGAUUUCAUAAAAUGUUACAAAUAAAUGUGUUUUCUUCUUCUUACACUGUUAAAAGCAGAAAAUCCAUUAAAACAAAGGCUGGGAGGGAAUCUGCUAUUAUGUUGGCAUAGUACGUCAAAAUGAUACAGUGUUUAAGUGAAAGAAAGAAAAAUAGAUUUACUUAAAUAUUUGUGAGAUUCAGUAAGAAUGAUUUUAAAAUCUAACAUCAAUAUUGCCCUAAAACUAUUCUACAUUAAUUCAGAAUGUGCUUAAAAUUAAACCCAUUUUAUUCAUUUAUUACUUUGUUGCUUUUACAUUUAAUCUGAAGAUUACUUUGCCUCUUCAAGAUGGAUGCCACAUAUAGAAUGAUGGUGUCUGUGAUUCUAUCUGUCUUCCCUCAAAUUAUUUGCAGUAUAUCCCAAAAUGCAUUGCUUGGUAUAGCAUGCUUGCACUGUCAAAUAGCACGUGCAUUGUUUAGCAGCUGUCUGACAGGGCUAUGUGUUUGAUUUGUCAUCCAUUAGGGUACUGACUGUGCUGCAGACGUGUAUCGUUACUGUGGGAUGCUGUUAUAUUUGUCUUGAGUUAUACUCUGCUUGGCAUGAACACUUUCAAGUCUCAGUGGGAAAAAACGGGGAGCCUCUGCAUGGUCGUGUGACUGCAGAUGUGCUUUGUAAGGACAUGUCCUGUCUGUGUUGCAGGGUAGCAAGAAGAGACGUAGGGACCGCAUGCAGGACCUGAUCGAUAUGGGCUAUGGUUAUGACGAGUCAGAUUCCUUUAUUGACAACUCUGAAGCGGUAAGUGCCGAUAGCAGGAUAGUUCCCUCCCUUGCUGAUGAAGUUUGAAGUGUCCCAAAAAAUUUCUUAAACAGGCUAUAUGACUCAAUACGGUGGCUUCUGUGUUAGGUCAAUUACACUUAUUGCCUUACUCGGUCUCGUCUGAUUAUAUUUAUUAAAGGGUUAUUCCAAGCACCAUUUUAGUGAUUGAAGUGGUGAUGGUGCCUGGAGUCUGUAUGUGUAACGUUUCACAUACAGAGUUUACGUUUUUUGCUGCCGGAGGCGUAACUCUGCCUCCUGCAGCAUUAUUGGAACAUUAGGUAACCUAGAACAAGCAGAAUAAUUAGCUGGUUAACGUCUAUUCUGUGCAAAUUGUCAUGCAUAGUGUGCCAUUUAUUGGCUCAGACUGGCCAGCCGAUGUUCUCAGCCAAUAAAUGUGACUUGAUUGCAUCUGCAGAAGCUUGUCUGCACAGGAGCUAAGAGCCUUGGAGCUCGAUGGGAACCCAGGUAAGCAGCUAUUGCUACACAGCUUGCCCCAUUACCGGGUAACCGGGUGCAUCAUAACCACUACAGCAGACUUCAGUAGGUAUGAUGGUUGGAAUACACCUUUAACAUUUUUUAUUGUAUAGUAUUUAUUUUAUAUGUAAUAAUUAGGUUUGUUCCGUAAGCCGAACAUUUCUGCCCCAUCCUCCCAGUCUGUAAUCGUCACCUUUUUCUCCAGAAACACAGUUGUGCAUGAUGGCAUGAGUUUGCAGUUGUAGUUCAUUGUUUGGUUUUUACAGAAGAACUCUGAUAAAUGAAUUAAAAUUUCUAGCAACCCUCGCAGAGCAUCAUGGACGUUCUAAAGCAACUGGGCAUUUUUUUUUUGGGCGCCCUUCCCUGAUUUACGUAAAGUGUCAAGUAUUUUACCUCAAAUGCAUUAAAUGAGUCCUGGUACUUCCUUUCCGGGAUCUCCACCUGGUCUACUAAUGUUUUAAAGACAAUCAGAAAUUCUGACCGUCAAGGUUUGUGAAGACCGUUUACUGAUUCAAGUCCCGUUUCUCUCCUUUCAGUAUGAUGAACUGGUGCCGGCGUCUCUGAGCACCAAAUAUGGAGGUUUUUACAUCAAUUCUGGGACCCUGCAGUUCAGGCAAGCCUCUGAAUCUGAAGAUGACUUAGUCCAAGAGAAGAAGAAGUCCUCCAAGGUAGGUUUCUCUUCAACCACAUCUUGUGCUUAGGGCAGAGGAAGAAGAUAAUACUUUGUCAGUGCAGCUUAUUUUAGGAAGUAAGUGGUUUUCUUGGUGCCCAGUAAUUUUUAACUCCUGGGUUGAGACCUGUGUUUAGUUACACAGACUGGUUUCAAUGAGUCUCAAUCCUUUUUACCAGGACCCAUCGAUAGAGCUGUAUUUCCCAGUGCAGCUGAGAGCCCAUUGUCACUGGAGUGGGUUCAGUGAGGUUGUUUUUCAUAGUUUUGUUUGUUAUAUACUAUAGACUGAGUCAGGUUAAUUCUCUGUCUGUGCUGUUACUUCUUUUAUUAUAACUGUGUAAAAGCAUGGGCAAGGUUAUCACACAGAGCAGUGUAAUAGGAUUGAUAAGAGCUACGGAGUCUGAUGGCGCUAUAUAAAUAAUAAGAGGGGCACCACCCCUGCUUGUCAGACUAUUAAAGCGGAAUUUAAUCUUCUUCGAUAGCCGUAAUCAUUUCUUCCAUGUUUUUAUUGUGUAAGUCUAUCAGCUGACUCGUUCAGCCAAGGAAUGGAUUCAAAAUAUGGAUGAACCUAAUGGUAAUGUGUCUGUUUCUCUGCCAGUAGCUGAGUGGGGGGUCAUGCCACAGAUGCCUCAAAGACCCCCAGAUUUUGUUGUAACUGAUCGUAUCACAUAUUUAGAUGUGUAGCGUCUCUUCGGUUUCUUCACGCUAAGAACUAAUUAUAUUUGAUAAUUUAAAAAUGUAUCCCUCUUAAUUUAAAACAAAGGGCUGCACUAACUAUUAUUAAUUGGUAGAGAAUUAUGGGAAACGUAGUCUAACAUCUAGGGCUGACACUGGACACUAGAGCAUUGGGGUUCUUACAAGGAACAUUGGGGUUUUACCAGACUGUGUGAUCUGUUUUCUUUGCUUGAUUUCCAUGUCAUGCCUGCUGUUAUCCAACAGAAAAUCAAAGAAAAAGGAGAAAAACUGAAGAAGAAAAAAAGGGAAGAGGAAAAAAAGUCGAAAAAAAAUAAAUAUGCAAAAACUGGGUAAGAUGGCAGUUUCUGUAAAUGUGAAAUGUUCCCUGUUAAUAUAUUAUUGAAAGUUGCUAGGCUCAUCUCUUAGAACUUGAAGGAAACGCCUGCUAUCAUCUGCAGACGAUUUAUAAAACCAUGCUAUAGAAACGCACUUGGUGCUACUCGGAUUUGGGUCGAUAUUUCCGGUCCAAGGUGCAGUUAAUGCAGUUUGGUUUGAGCCACAUGUCUCUCACCUUUGAUGAAGGGCCGAAAGUAGAAGUUGUUUUGUGACAGGGUCAAUGAAAUGGCUCGAUCCGAGCAUCACUAGAUAACUCGCUGGAUUUCAGUGUGUGUAGGAAAGCUUUCAGGGUCUGGUAUGGAAUACAAUUUCCCUAAAAAUCAGCAAUGCUGCUAAAUAACUGGUACGUGUACGCGGAUUGAUGGAGCUCCAGGCAUUAACUUUUUAUUAUUAUUAUUUUAUUUAUUUUUUUUUGUUACAUUUGAAAGCUGCAUUUCAAGUGGCUGCUCGGUAUUUUCAGACAAUCUGAAAGAAUGUUUGGUAGUACAAUUUACAGCCUGUGAUCAGACAAUCAGAAAACAGGGUUUAGGCGUUCACUAAAAUAAUCAAAUAAAGGGCAGCAGUGAACCAACAGGACUUCCCAAUACCUGCUUAAGGUGACCAAAAGAAAAACGGUGGUAAACCGCACCAAAAGAUGCUCAAAGUGAAUACCAAAAAAAAUGCAUGUUGAGCAUCUUUUGGCGCGGUUUACCACCCUGUUUUUCUUUUACUUGUGAUCAAAGAAUGUCCAGUGAAGAACUGUUAUGAUAUGCAACAGUAAAUAUAAACAUGGGCAGUUUUUACAAAUGGGCCACAUAAUUAUGAAUGUCUAUAAAAAUCUAUAUAUAUAUACAGGGAGUGCAGAAUUAUUAGGCAAAUUAGUAUUUUGACCACAUCAUCCUCUUUAUGCAUGUUGUCUUACUCCAAGCUGUAUAGGCUCAAAAGCCUACUACCAAUUAAGCAUAUUAGGUGAUGUGCAUCUCUGUAAUGAGAAGGGGUGUGGUCUAAUGACAUCAACACCCUAUAUCAGGUGUGCAUAAUUAUUAGGCAACUUCCUUUCCUUUGGCAAAAUGGGUCAAAAGAAGGACUUGACAGGCUCAGAAAAGUCAAAAAUAGUGAGAUAUCUUGCAGAGGGAUGCAGCACUCUUAAAAUUGCAAAGCUUCUGAAGCGUGAUCAUCGAACAAUCAAGCGUUUCAUUCAAAAUAGUCAACAGGGUCGCAAGAAGCGUGUGGAAAAACCAAGGCGCAAAAUAACUGCCCAUGAACUGAGAAAAGUCAAGCGUGCAGCUGCCACGAUGCCACUUGCCACCAGUUUGGCCAUAUUUCAGAGCUGCAACAUCACUGGAGUGCCCAAAAGCACAAGGUGUGCAAUACUCAGAGACAUGGCCAAGGUAAGAAAGGCUGAAAGACGACCACCACUGAACAAGACACACAAGCUGAAACGUCAAGACUGGGCAAAGAAAUAUCUCAAGACUGAUUUUUCUAAGGUUUUAUGGACUGAUGAAAUGAGAGUGAGUCUUGAUGGGCCAGAUGGAUGGGCCCGUGGCUGGAUUGGUAAAGGGCAGAGAGCUCCAGUCCGACUCAGACGCCAGCAAGGUGGAGGUGGAGUACUGGUUUGGGCUGGUAUCAUCAAAGAUGAGCUUGUGGGGCCUUUUCGGGUUGAGGAUGGAGUCAAGCUCAACUCCCAGUCCUACUGCCAGUUCCUGGAAGACACCUUCUUCAAGCAGUGGUACAGGAAGAAGUCUGCAUCCUUCAAGAAAAACAUGAUUUUCAUGCAGGACAAUGCUCCAUCACACGCGUCCAAGUACUCCACAGCGUGGCUGGCAAGAAAGGGUAUAAAAGAAGAAAAUCUAAUGACAUGGCCUCCUUGUUCACCUGAUCUGAACCCCAUUGAGAACCUGUGGUCCAUCAUCAAAUGUGAGAUUUACAAGGAGGGAAAACAGUACACCUCUCUGAACAGUGUCUGGGAGGCUGUGGUUGCUGCUGCACGCAAUGUUGAUGGUGAACAGAUCAAAACACUGACAGAAUCCAUGGAUGGCAGGCUUUUGAGUGUCCUUGCAAAGAAAGGUGGCUAUAUUGGUCACUGAUUUGUUUUUGUUUUGUUUUUGAAUGUCAGAAAUGUAUAUUUGUGAAUGUUGAGAUGUUAUAUUGGUUUCACUGGUAAUAAUAAAUAAUUGAAAUGGGUAUAUAUUUGUUUUUUGUUAAGUUGCCUAAUAAUUAUGCACAGUAAUAGUCACCUGCACACACAGAUAUCCCCCUAACAUAGCUAUAACUAAAAACAAACUAAAAACUACUUCCAAAAAUAUUCAGCUUUGAUAUUAAUGAGUUUUUUGGGUUCAUUGAGAACAUGGUUGUUGUUCAAUAAUAAAAUUAAUCCUCAAAAAUACAACUUGCCUAAUAAUUCUGCACUCCCUGUAUAUUUAUAUUAUUGUUGUUGUUGUUAAAUGUUGCAUUGUAACCCUUUCAAUUUUGAUGGUAUGAGCAUAUUAACUAAUUAUCGGAGAACUAAAGAUUGCUUUAUUUAACAGUGGGAAAGGCAAACUGUUCUAUGUCUGACUUUGUGUCCCGUUUAGAUUCACCGCUCUCAAUGGCACUAAAGACAAGAAGAAGAAGAGUCGCCCUGCAACGAUUAAUGAGAUGCUGGUGAGAUUCCAGAGAGAGAAAGAAGCCAAGAAGAAACCAUCAUCACCCGUCGUGGCCUCCACUCUGAAAUCCGCCCCCAGUGCACCGCCACCACCUCUUCCACCUACACCGCCCCAAGAGGCUGAGCCUGCCCCAGAUCCACUGCUGUCCAGCCUGUCCGAAGCAGAGCUGCUGCAAGUAGCCAACGCCAUAGAUUCCUUGAGCGAGAAGGACCUUGACAAAAUAUUCAAUAUCCCGCCAGAUAAACCGAACAAGGGGCAGGCAGCACCACCAAUUGAAGAGGAGUUUAAAAAGCCACCAUCCAUCCCUGAUGGGCUGCCGCCUCCACUAGAGAAGCGGAUCAAAGAGCUUACUAAGGUAUUUCCAGCAUGCAUUGCAGACCUGGCAUAGCCAACGUAUAGGCCCACAAACUAACAAAGCAUCCUUGUAAUUGUCACAACAUGCAGGCUGGCAUCUUGGAAAUUUAUUCUAGGCCUCGAGGCUGGCAAAGCGUUAUGGGUAUUACUGUUCCAAAUAGGCAAGCAAAGCAUCAUGGUAGUUUUUGUUCCAGGUAGGCCUGUUGGCUGGAAUUGUUAGAAGCAGCAUGGCCGCUGCUGCCUGCCACUGCAAAGGACCCUGUUCCAUUAGUUUUGCAAACUUGUAAUAUAUACUUAUAAUACCCCUUCCCCCAAAUAUUUCUGGUAAACAGUUGCCUGUUUGUGGCCAUUUCAGCAGCUGUUGUCAUUCUUGUUCCAGGGUAUCCGGGCGUCUGGGAGUGAUAAGAAAACGAUCCUUUUUACCCAGGAGAUGAACAGCGCUCUCCUAGAGUAAGUAUCUCCCUGUUUAUCAGUUUCCAGACAGACAGCGUGUGGGCGCUCAGCCUCACAAGGUCACUCUGACUGAACAAUCUCAGCGUACAGAUAGCACAUUGCUGUAGUACCGGAGGAUUGGAGGAAGGCAGUUCCUAUAUUCAAAAAGGGUUAAAAAUCCUUACCAGUGAGCUCAACUUCUGAGACUGGGAAAGUAUUUGAAAGGUUAUUAAGGGAUAAUAUUCAAGAAUUCAUUGAAUCGAACAUUAUCAGCAAAAGCCAGCAUGGUUAUAUGAAACACAGGUCAUGUCAAACUAACCUAAUUGCAUUCUUCGAAGAAGUAAGUAGAAGUAUAGAUCGGGUGUUGCAGUGGAUGUGAUCUACUUGGAUUUUUCCAAGGCGUUCAGUACAGUUCUUCUCAAUAGGUUUGUGUUCAAACUAAAAGAAAUUGGUCUAGAUGAAAAUUCUUGUUAUUGGGUAGAACAUUGCCUUAAAAAUAGGCGAUAGUGAGUUGUCAUUAAUAGAAAAUUUGCAAGCUUUACAAAAGUGGUAAGUGGUGUCCCUUUUAGGGUUCUGUUUUAGGAUCGCUUCUAUUCAACAUAUUUAUAAUUGAUCUUAAAAUCUUAGUUGAAAGUCAUGUUCCAGUGUUUUCAGAUGACACAAAACUCUAUAAAGUAAUAAAAUGUGAGCAGGACAUGGCUUUGCUGCAGAGGGAUUUAUGCACUUUGGGGUGAAGAAUGCACAAGCAACUUAUACCCUUAAUGGAAGCAAAUUGGGGAUAACAACACAAUAGGAGGAUUUGGGAAUUGUUAUAGACAACAAACUAGGCAACAAUGUGCAAUGUCAAUCAGCAGUAGCUAAGGCCAGUAAGGUUUUGUCAUGUAUAAAUAGGGGCAUUAAUUCUCAGGAUUAGAAUAUAAUGUUGCCCCUUUAUAAAUCUAUGGUAAGACCACACCUUGAAUAUGCUGUGCAAUUUUUGGCACCUGUUCUAAAGAAGGAUAUUAUGGCACUGGAAAAAGUCAGAUGGGCUACAAAAUUAAUAAAAGGAAUGGAACAUUUUAGCUAUGAAGAAAGGUUAACAAAUCUAAACCUAUUUAGUUUAGAAAAAGGGUGCCUCUGACUGGCUUUGAUAGCAUUAUACAAAAUUUUCUGAAGCCAAUACAAACCAUUGUCUGGAAAUCUAUUCAUAAACAGGACUAUAUAUAGGAAGAAAGCACUGGAAGAAAGUUUUAGAAUAUAAUAUUCAUGGAUAUAAUUUUUCAAUGUAGGGUAAUAGCUUCUUGAUCCAAGGAUAAAUGUGACUGCCAUUCUGGGUCAAGAAGGAAUUUUUCCCUAGUGUGUUGCCAAAUUGGAAGUGCUUCAAACUGGGUUUUUUGCCUUCUUUUGGAUCAACAUUGUUUGGAAAUCUAUUCAUAAACAAGACUAAAUAUAGGACAUGCUUUUAGACUGGAAGAAAGGAGAUUUAGUCUAAGGCAAAGGAAUUUUUUUUUUUUUUACUGUGAGAACAAUAAGGAUGUGGGAUUCUCAGCCCGAAGAGGUGGUUUUAUCAGAGUCUGUAUAGAUGUUUAAACGGCAACUACCGUAUAUACUCGAGUAUAAGACGGAUUUUUCGGCACAUUUUUAUGUGCUGAAAAACCCCCACUCGUCUUAUACUUGAGUGAGUGUCUGUAUUAUGGCAACUUACAUUGCCAUAAUACAGACAAGGACCGCCGGGCUCAUUACAAGCCCGGCGGUCCUGUUGGGGGUUGGCAGGAAGCGUUUACUUACCUUUCCUGCAACUCCUGUCAGCUCCCUUCUCUCUCCUCCGGUCCGGUCAGCUCCCCUGCAAGUCUCGCAAGAGUCGCGGGGUCAGAGCGUUGCCACUGGUUGCCGUGGCAACGCUCCGCGCGGCAGUCACAUCACGAGACUUACAGUGGAGCUGACCGGAUCGGAGGAGAGAGAAGGGAGCUGACAGGAGCUGCAGGAAAGGUAAGUAAACGCUUCCUGCCAGCCCCCUCCUACACAGUGCACACCACUGGACCACCAGGGAAUGAAAGCCCCCCUCUCUGGCCAGCUAACAAGCAGGGAGGGGGGACGAAAAAAAAUAACAUAAAAUUUAAAUUAAAUAAAAUAACAUAAAAAUAUUAAUAAUGUAAAAAAAAAAUAUUAAAAUAAUAAUGCCCACCCCCACCAAGGCUCUGCAUCACACACACUGCAUUCAUACACGCACACACUGCACUCAUAUAUACACACACACACACACACUGCACUGCACUCAUAUACACACACACACACACUGCACUCAUACACGCACACACACACACACACUGCAUUCAUUAUAUACACACACUGUAAAUAAAUAUUCAAUUAAUAUAAUUUUUUUGGGAAUCUAAUUUUAUUUAGAAAUUUACCAGUAGCUGCUGCAUUUCCCACCCUAGUCUUAUACUCGAGUCCAUACGUUUUCCCAGAUUUUUCGGGUAAAAUUAGGGGUCUCGAGUAUAUACGGUAGAUGAAUACUUGCCAAAACAUCAUAUUCAUGGAUAUAAUUUUUCUAUUGUAGGGUAAUAGCUUCUUGAUCCAAGGAUAAAUCUGACUGCCAUUCUGGGGUCAAGAAGGAUUUUUUCCUAGUUUGUUGCAAAAUUGGAAAUGCUUUAAAUUGGAUUAUUUGCCGCCUUUUGGAUCAACAGCAAAAAAACAAAUGUGAGGAAGGCUGAACUUGAUGGACACAUGUCUCUUUUCAGCCUAUGUAACUAUGUAGUUUAGAGAGCCAUUGCUGUGUUCCUCUUCUGUGCUUGUACCCAGAUUGUUUUUUUUAUGCACAUUCUUUCCUCUAACUGCACGAUUUGUUACCCCACUUCUUUCCUGCAGUAUUUACCUCUUAUCACGAGAUCUCAGCUCCUCGCUGCGCUCCUCGGUAUUCACCCACCUGUCCUCCAUUCUCCCCUGUAGUAAGGACACACUGGUAAAAUGGGCCAGUCGCCUUCAUCUGCACAAACAGGUGAGUUAUGGUAAUUUAGAUUACAUUUAACCCACCCAGUAUAACUAGCUGUAACCUCACCUACACAGUGCACCUAACGUGUGGGAGCCUGGAGUGUCCCUUUAAUAAUAUAAACCCAUCCAGUAUAACGAACUGUAACCUAACCUACACAGUGCAUCUGUGUGGGAGCCUGGAGUGUCCCUUUAAUAAUAUAAACCCACCCAGUAUAACUAACUGUAACCUAACCUACACAGUGCAUCUAACAUGUUUGGGGGCCUGUAGUGCCCCUUUAAUAAUAUAAACCCACACAGUAUAACUAACUGUAACCUAACCUACACAGUGCAUGUAACGUGUGUGGGAGCCUGGAGUGUCCCUUUAAUAAUAUAAACCCACGCAGUAUAACUAACUGUAACCUAACCUACACAGUGCAUGUAACGUGUGUGGGAGCCUGGAGUGUCCCUUUAAUAAUAUAAAUCCACCCAGUAUAACUAACUGUAACCUAACCUACACAGUGCAUCUAACAUGUUUGGGGGCCUGUAGUGCCCCUUUAAUAAUAUAAACCCACGCAGUAUAACUAACUGUAACCUAACCUACACAGUGCAUGUAACGUGUGUGGGAGCCUGGAGUGUCCCUUUAAUAAUAUAAACCCACGCAGUAUAACUAACUGUAACCUAACCUACACAGUGCAUCUAAUGUUUGUGGGAGCCUGGAGUGUCUCUUUAAUAUAAACCCAUGUAGUCUAAAUAUAAUCUACGUUACACAUUGCCUGUCAGAUCGGAUAAUAGGAACUGUGCCUUCAGGUUGUAUAUUAUGAAGAUAUUUGACGUUUGUCAAGCUCUGUUUGGCGAUUAAUUGCAAUGAUACCACCAGACCUUGUUUAGACCGGCUUUUCCCCCCCCCCCACUUCCCUUUGACAAGGUGUCUUGUGUACAAAUGUCUUAACCCAGAUCUUUCUCCUUCAAGGGCGGUCGGCUUCGGGAACCCCUGCGGAAAUUGAAAGAGGCUGUGGCAAAGGCCAUGCCGGAACAAAUCAACAAGUACCACGAGGAGUGCAAAGUCCACAAUGAGGCCAAGUAUGCCAAGUAAGUCAGGGCUGGCCUGUGGCACAUACAUAAGCUUCCAGUUCCAGCAGUGACAUAUACUUGGAACUCUGCUUCUCCAAGUCAUGAGUUUCCUCAAGCUCGAAAGCAGCUUCUAAUUCUGAUUUUGCUAGGAUUUCAGGCAUUUUUAAUGAUCAUGGGGAACAAUUUUUUAUUUUAUUUUUUUUUUACCGUAUUAUGAGCACGUCCUCUAGCUUCUCCCAGCUCUAGACCUCUGAUUUUCUGCAGGAAGUGAAGAGUGCAACACCAAACUACUUCUACAACCCAACUAAUAAAUACAAGUUAUUGUGAUUUCAGAUAUCUGCAGCUAUUUGAAGUGAUUAAAGUUUUACACAUAGAAUGUGGCUGUUACAUUCUAACACUGGAAACCUGUGCAGUGACCAUUAUCCUUUUUUACCUGUCCCUCACAGUAGUAAUAAGAUCUGCACAGUAAAGACAGAGUGGAGCACAUUGUGCAAAAUCCCAUAGAAUGGGCUGUCAGAGGUCCCCGUUAGUACUAAAAUUAAAUAGUCUCUCGGCUGAAAUUAACCCCAUAUUUUAUUCAUUAAAGGAAGCAAACACUAUCCAAAUACAGGAUUAAAAAUCUAUCUGCUGUCUCUCACUCCUCCAGAGGAAGAGGCUCAAAAUCCUACCUACUUAAAAUCACUUUCGGCCUUCUGUUUCCUGUUGGUUAACUUGGGGUUUCAUAGUAAGCAAGAUUCCUGGUGUAAAAUGCUGAUUCUAACUGUGAGCUAGACAUAGCUAGAAUUAAAGACCUAGCUAGAAUUAAUGUUUCAAUAAUCAUGGAACAAUGUUUUACACUUUCUUUUGAUAAAGGAUGUUGGAAGACGACAAGGAGAAGGAGCAGAAGGCAGGAUCAGAGGAAGAGGAAGAAGAGGAGAAAAGCAGCAAAAAGUCAGCCGGUCCUCGAAAGAAGUUCCAGUGGAACGACGAGAUCAGGUGAUGAGAUGGGGGAGCAGGUUACUGGGAAAGGUCAAUGAGCGGGGAGUCCAGUGGCAUUGCUUAGAUUUGGAGAUAUUGGAAAUGUCAGACAGGAAGCAAUCUAUAGAUUAAACGGACUCUCAACCAAAAUUAGCUAAACAACUCCUCCUAGCGCCACUGACUAAGUGGUUGAAUUGUAUGUGGUAUCUUUCUGAUUGUCCUUUAUAACCGCACAGAAAGGGUUACUAAGGUGGUGUUAAAACUGAACUGUCACUGCUUACAUCUUUGUGCAGCCCAAAAUAUAUUUAAACUGACCCAGAGGUUGUGCUUUUAUUUUUAUAAAAUUCUCCUUAGGUUUUUUGUUUUUCUCUACAUUGCAUGCCUAGCUGUUCGAUGUGCAAUAGGAACACACAACUGCUGCAGAAGUGAUAACAGAGUUACGGCAGUGAGAUUAAACUCUGUGUGUGAUUACAAACUGCUCCAGUUCUACGAUGCUGUCAGGCUGAAAAUUGGCCAACGGGGUUCUAAGGACAUUCAGCUUUGCAGUCACACAACAUUGUUGUGGUGCUUAGAAUGACCCAUUAAAUAAAUAAUGGUAGUAUUGUGGGGUUAGUAAUGCGUUACUGUCACCUCUCCCAUCUGUUAGGAACGACAUGUAGAUUUUUGCGUGUUGUCAUGCACCUCGCAGACUUUAACCAAAGUAGAAAGAUUCCAACCUUGUAAUUCACUUAGUAAAAGCGAGCAAGUUCUGUAUAGCUUGGGUUUAAGACUUACCAGGUGUCAGAGUACAAUAUAAACUGACGGACCUAAAUAUGUGAGUGCCUAGUUAACAUGGAGAUCAUCCCCACCCCCCAGUUUGUUUUAUUAUUAAUAAUAUAAUAAUCUACAAACAAAACAAAGUAGAAACCCACCUACAACAAACAUAGUGUUAGAGGAAUGGAGUAUUAAACACCAGAGGUAAAGAACAUGUCCAUAAGUGAAGAGAGGAUGCCAGGUAAGAUUGAUCAAACAGAGGGUGAAGAAGCAUGAUGAUCAUACUAGCUUUUAAUCACAAAGGGUUGAAUGUGGGAAGUUGGGUAUUUGGUUCUUAAAUGUGCGUGUAACAUUUUAAUCUGUGUGUUUUUAAUAAGGGAAGGGAUAAUCUAACCAUACUCUAUAUUCAUGAAAGCCCACAUCUCACACCCCAUCAUUGCCCCCCUGUGAUGUUUAUACAGGCAGCUGCUGUGCCAGCUGGUCCGUCUGAAGGUGGACAUGUUCGAGUCGGAGGGAAACAGCAUGCUGACUUUGGAAGAUUAUCUCAAAUCCUUCCUGGAUGUCGAGGUCAAACCCCUGUGGCCCAGAGGCUGGAUGCAGGCCCGGUAUGAAAUGCAAAAAGAGACAUGUUCCUGAUAUAAACGGGUUAAACCAUGCUGCAGAGGUAGUGCAAUAAGAUCUCUUACUGUGUUAAGGAGGAAUAUAGGCAGUAAUGUAAAUCUCAGCUCUGGAAGUGCAGCCUGGGAAAUUGCAGAAUUCAGUGACUGAUGCACUCACCAAUAGCAGGUCAGACAAGGCAGCCAAUAACAGGAUGGAUCUGAUAUUAACACACGAUGUGCUGUAUAGGAGUCUGCUGCUCUGCUUCAAUUUCAUAAUGGACAUGUUUACUCAAGGCUUGCAUUGUUUUUAUUACUGCUUACUUUCCUUCAAUUUUGUUGUGUUUUUGCAGAAAUAUACCAAUGUUGAGCAUGGUUCACCUUGAAUAUAUGAUGGUAUACGUGCUAUGAAAUUGAUUGUUGCCCUGGACCAUAUUUCCGUCCUAAUAUUGGCUAACAAGUCUGAUGAUCAGGCUCCAGCUCUUACCCAGUCACACUGUUCAGCAGAUUAGGCUCUGGCUUUACUUACUAUAGUAAUGAAUCUGGACCAUAAUCCAGUCCUUACUCACUUGUCAUCGCAUCUGGCUUUACUGGCAGUCAUUCAUCCUCACAUUGAGCACUUGUUGAGUUGCUCAGAAUAAUGUAUAGUGUUGUUUUUUUUGUAUUCUGAACCUAUGUUUCUUUCCCAGAACCCUAUUUAAAGAGACGAGACGUGUUUAUCCACAGCUCUCCUCCAUCAUGUGAGUAUAGAACAAUCUGCUGCUCAGUUGUGCUUACUCUAUUUACUACACACACACUCAUCCUUACUGACUCCCUCUAUUUCUGAGAUAAGCCUCUUGGACAAGAUAAAGAUGCUUUCUCUCCCCUUCAGAUCGGUUAUUUCAGCUAUCACAGGGGAUCCCAGCUUUGGUGUUUUUUAUUAAAACGCAUCUGUGAAAUUUAGGGGAUUAAUAAAGAUUUAGUCACAAAACACAAUACAGAGAGUUUUAUUGGCAUGGAGCUUUGUGAUACCCUCCUGCACACCAAACAGUACUGUGAGUUGUGCUUUGGAGCUCUGUGAUACACUCACACACUGCACAAUAAUAUGUGUUUUAUUGCUUUGGAGCCCUGUGCAUGUUAUAAUGACCGUAAUAGCCUUCUUAAUUUUGGAAUUAUUCAAAGGGAACUAACUAGUCCAUGCUUUGCCCAGGGACCACCUGAGCUUUAAUGUGUCCUUGGGGGAUAACAGAGAGAAUUACGGUAGGGAUAUGUUCCAAGUAGAGGUUUUGUGGACCAUUACAUAGUAAUGCAAGUGAGCUUGGUGCAAACUGCUGUCCAGAUCAGGAGACAAAAUCACAAUUAGAUGCUUUUGGAUAAGGAAAUGACUGGCGUGAUCAGCCUAUUAUUUUAAUAAGUGUGUGGUCCUCUGUAUUUGUAUUGGGGUUUUUUUCUGUUCUAGAAUAUAUUAUACUUGCAUUUUACAAUAAUUAUUUUCACCAUUCUCUCAGCAAUAUGUCAUCUGUUAUUUACAAUGAUUUAUUUCUUCCAAUAGGGCCAAGAACAGAGCUCUGGUUGCACCAAAGGUCAAAACCAAGGUACAGUGCGUGUGGUUUAUUCUUUGAGCUUUCAUAACCUCUUGGACUGCACAACACAAAGUUUCUUGGAGAUCAUGUGAUCUCUUGCCUCUAUGGUUUUUGUUUCUGGCCAUACUUCUUCCUUUCUUCUCUGUCUAUUAAUAGUUAUCAUUUAUGUUGACCAUGUAGUUCUAUUUCUACAAUCACACACAUUCUUUUUUUUUUUUUUUUUUUUUCUUAGGAAACUUCUACCAAGCAUGACAAGAAAGUCAUAUCCCCCCAGUCUGAGGCCCAAGGACCCUCAGUUGUUUCUUCAUCCACCCCCACCAAGGAAUCUUCGGUUCUCACAUCCACAGUGUCCCUAUCUCAGCCUGGAGUCUCUUCCAUAUCUACUCUUACCCAGGAUAACUCUUUGGAUGAAGAUCUUAUCCAUAAUCCGCCUUCAUUAGAGGGAGUGUCAGAGCACUUGACUGCUCUCUCCAAUCGAUCUGCAGGUCUUGGUUUUGACUUUCCCACCAGCAGAUCUGUCACAUCAGUAAAAAGCACUGGGAUGGAGGAAAAGAGGAAACUGUGCCUUCCUCAGUCUUCGCCAUCUGUCGCCAGUAAUACUCAACUACCAUCACGUGGGUACUCAGUUGACCAGCCUCUCCCAUUAGGAUCAGAGAAAAAAUUGACAGCCUCUAGUCACAGCACCAAGAUUUCUUCCGACGUCCAACAGGGGAAGCUUAAGCAACACCAUCACCAGGGAACAAACAAGACUCCCACAAUAAUAAAUGCAUCAUUGCAGCCCUCUGUGAAACUUUAUCAAAUAAGCAACCAGCAUAGCAAAGGAAACUUCACACACCCAACCCAAGCUGCAAGCCCAAAAACAUUAGCUCCUUCACCUCCACAUCGACCUGCCACCCCUCAGACCAAGUCCCCUAAACCCCAAGGAUUUAACCCAACGUCCUCAUCUACAAGCAACACCCUCAAACCCAUCAUAUCUCCAGGUGUUGUGGGCAAGCAUACAGGCAACAACAGCAUCUCUGGCCAGCAGAUAUAUAGACCUCCAGUGCCGAGACACCCGCUACCCCCAAAUAGUAAUUCAGGCAGCACUUGUAGCCAAACGUCCAGUUCUUCUACCACCGUCAUUCAGUCUCCUCAAACUCUUGUUCGGAAUCCCAUCACUAUUCCUAUAAAGAAGCCCACUGUCCCUCCUCAGAAGCUGACUUUGGUGGCACCUCAAGACACCGGGGGAGGGACUCAAGGUGUCGCCAAGCUACUGACCUCUUCUAUGGUUGCCGGUGUUGGAGGAAGCGCAAUGUCUCCCUCUAACAUGACUGUAAGUAUGAAAUGGACAUCAUCACUAAUUUGUGUCAAUAGCAGUUUCAACAGUAAUGUUUACUGCAAUACCCUCCACAUCUUAGUAUUUUAGUUACAUGGUACUGCCAUGAUAUAUACCAUUGAUGAGAAGCUUGCCCUUUGCAUGAACUAAUGCCAGGAGAUUGGUCACAAUCCUCAAGGGUCAUUUGUAGUUGUUUGAAGCAGCUGGUUCUUUGUAGCCACCUACUUUUGCACAUUAAUAGGGGAACAACUUGCCGUUCUACCCACUGCGACUGCCUCGAGCAUUUGGGAUAAGUUGUUUUAUUGUGUAUUUACUGAAACGCUGUAUUGAUCAUCUAUCUAUUUUCCCGGCAGCCUACAAAAUGCAGCGCAGGACCUGCCCUUCUGACGUCAUCGCCAUCACUGACUGUGCUGACUCCAUCAUAUAAACCAAACGGUGGAAAACUGCCCACCCCAACUUCCUUGGGAAUCCUCUCCCCCAUUCACACGUUUCCGCUCCAUGUUAUAUCUUUCACAGCAGAUCCUAAGGUGUCUGCCUCUAAAGACGCUAUAGUGACUGGGCCGGCCCCAGGGACUUUUCACCACGGACUGCCUCGGAGUAAGUGCUCUGCCCCAUGUAUAUAAACAUAUCUGUACAGUUAGCGUUCUAGUGAGGGUUCUUACAUUCACAAACUAGAAAAAGCCAGUGACAUUCAAAUUUGUAUCUCAAAUUAGAUUUUUUUUUUUUUUUCCUUGGCACUUUUCCUAUUUACACCUAAAUAUUCCUUAUCACACAUUUUUCAUUGUUUUAUUCUCCAGUUAUUUUUUCUUUCUUUACAUUUCCCCCCUGCCUCUUAUUCUCCUUUGUCACUCUCCCCCUAACCCUCGCACAUAAUACUAUCCUUCACUCUCAAUCUCUCUCUUCACAGAUCUGCUGAGUGGUCUGCACUCUAAUUCCAAUCAUCAUUCCUCACCGCUCCCGCACUCCGGCCUUCCAGCACACAUACAGCCCGCACAGACAGGUAAUGGCAAACUAACUUUGUAUACAAGUGGCUCUGAUAAAACCUCUAUAGUUCCAAAUGAGACGUCCAUUUAAUAUUUUUGAAUAAAGUUUUUUAUAAAUAUAUAUAUUUUUAUUUUAUUUUUUUAAUAUCAAAAAAGUGUGUGUGUGUGUGUGUGUGUGUGUAUAUAUAUGUGUGUGUGUGUGUGUGUGUGUGUGUGUAUAUGUGUAUGUAUAUAUAUAUAUAUAUAUAUAUAUAUAUAUAUAUAUAUAUAUAUAUAUAUAUAUAUAUAUAUAUAUAUAUAUAUAUAUAUAUAUAUAUAUAUAACCAGGGGACUGGCUGCAAUCACCUGAACAUGCAUAAAUAGGGUGCUGCUGGGUUCCAAUUUAUACAAUAAAAAAAGAUUUGUGGCCUUGUACUGCAGAGAACCAGAGAUGUUUAUUUUUUUAUUUUUCCCCAAGUAAGUAUCUCAUGAGGUAGAGUAGGACCUGCCACAGAUGGGGUACAUUGACGUUGCGGCAGGCUUAUGCAAUAUAUGAUCAUAUAAUGUAACUAAAUCCCCAUUAUUAUUUUGCCUAGAUUAGGUGUUUUUAAAAAACGAACAAUCUGUCAGCACCAAAGUUGCUGUUUAGUUGAUAAGAGAGUGCGCUGGAUCUUUUGUAUUGUUUGUGUGUGUGUGUGUGUGUGUGUGUGUAUAUAUAUAUAUAUAUAUAUAUUGUGUGUAUGUAUGUAUAUUAACAUUUUGAAAAAAAUCUAUAAAAUCGAAACCUAAUGUUCUUCUGUGCAUUAGAUACAAUAGCAAGCUAAAAGGACUUCUUUAAAGGCCUGUAGAGACAUCAUGUACUAAAGAAUAUCUUGGUGUAUUUAAAGUUAGUGUUAAUUGAGAUUUAUGGGUGGGUUAAAUAGGCCCAUAGUAGGCCGGAAGUGAACCGGUUGCAGACCGUGAUGCUUGUGAUAUCAUUUGUGCUUUAUUUUACUGUUAGAUUUUUCCAUUUAUCAUAUUACAGAUGGAGCUCACAUUCACCCUAAAGGACCAACGGUUCCUCCAAGGAAGGCUUAAGUUGUUGCACAUCAUGACCAAAACACGAUUGAGGACUUGAAGCCAAUCACUGGGGACGUGUUACCUGUUUAAAAGUUCUUGCAUGGCACGGCACCCAUCAUUCCAGUAAAAGCACUUGUAUAUUAAACAGAGGUGGGCAGACCGUUACUCUGAGAGUGAUGGGAGUUGCACUGCUGAUGUAGUAGCAAGUGGCCCACCUUGCUGUGGAUUGUGACUUAAAAUAUAUUGUAUAGGUUUUUUGUUCCUGAGCUGAAGAGGCAACGUUUCCACAUGAACUUUUAUUUUUCAUGUCAAAGUGUACAGCUGCCCUGGCAGAUCAGUCACGUCUCUUCCUAACGUAACGCACUUAUUGAUGUUCUGCCUGGGAGUUUUGUACAGCUUUAUUUACUGUAAUGAUUUCCUGUUUUCCCAUUGCCCUCUGAUCACUUUUCAACUGCCAGUUUUAUCAUUUUCACACACCCACUCUGAACGAUUCCCCACUGGUCCACUGCUCUUUCUGACAUCCCUGGCCAUCUUUUAUAAUAUUUUUCAUCAUGCUGCUGUCUCUGAUAUUUUCCCACUAUCCACCACUGACUCAGACAUUGUUCCCAACCAUUGCUGGCUGGACAUAGUCUAACCCAUUUUUUUCUGUCAUCAUACAUAAGGAAACUGGUAGGCUUUACCUGAAGUCCUUAAUGGCCUUUCUCAGAGACGAAGCCAACCAGCUCUGCCCAGCCAUACUUUUUUUUUUUUUGCUUGGCGAGUUCUCCCCUUCCCGGUCAUUGUAGGGUUAGGUUGCUGCCACAUAUGCAGCCAGUCCCCGUACUUCAUACUCAUCAUUGACUUCUUGAUACCCUCUUUGCCAGCAUUUUCUGUUGUUCCUUAUUACGUUUCUCCCUGUCCCCCACCCCUCCCUGAAAUUGAAACUGCCUGUUUUCACAAAGGAAAAUGUUUCUGUUAAUGAAAAUAUAUUAUUUUUGUCUUUUUCUGAGUGGCCCAAGGGUCUUAAAUGUGUGACUUUAUAUUUUGUCUUUAUACCUAAAUGAAUGUUCAGUCCGUCUGACACUGAAACGCAGAAGAAAAUAAUUAAGAUAAAGACUUUUUCUUAUAUCAGAUAUGUUAUCUUUUUAUUGAAGGAAUUUCAGGUGCAGACUUCAGAUUAAAUCUUUUCUUUAUUUGCAAACAGAUGGAUCUAAGCUGCUGGUGGCUUGCUUUAGAAUGCUUUGGCCUGCAAAAUGGUUUCAAAAUCUAUUUAUUUUCGCAGUCCUCUCAUAUGUCUGGCUUUUUUAAACCAAUCAAAAUAGCUUUCCUGUAUGAAAAAAAAUAUUUAGAGUUAAGUCACUAAAAAGUACACUUUUCAAUACUUGAUGUCACAAAUGAACCUUCUCCGGUCAGACGUACACAGGACAACCCACCUCUCUUCCUGUCUGACCAGCAUGACAAGUCACAGGGAUGCAAUGACAGCCACUGGCCUGGCUAGAUAUAAAACUAUAACUUGCUAUCAUAACUGUUUUUAUUACGUUUAAAUUAGCCUUAAAUGCAACAUAGUUUUCAAUUGUGGUGUUUUGUGUGAAGUGGUUUUGCUUUUGAUGUACAGAUCAUAUCCCUGUAGUCUCCCUGCUUACAUCUCUGCCAUUUAGGAAUUAAAUCACUUUGUUUAUGCAACCCUAGUCACACCUCCCUGCAUGUGACUUACACAGCCUUCCUAAACACUUUCUGUAAAGAGAGAUCUAAUGUUUAAACUUUAUGGCUCAUUCUGUUUAAUUUAGAAUCUCUUAUGUCCUGCUGGAAAUGAAUUAAUCGAUCAUACUGUGCUGUAAGAUCGGAUUAAAAAUGUUUUGUUUUCAUGCAUGCUGUGUCAGUCACAGUCAGGGGGUGUGGAUAGGGUUUCAUAAAUAGAAACAAAAGGGAUUUAACUCCUGAAUGGCAGAGAAUUGAGCAGAGUGACUAAAGGGGCAUGAUCUAUACAGCAAAACUGCUUCAUUAAGCUAACGUUGUUUUAGUGCUUAGUGUCCAUUUAAUCACUGUUGUAAUAGGGGCUCUAUAAUGAUCAGCAUUCGAACUAUUUAUUAUGUUAUUACAUAUGGAUUUAUACUCUAAACCAGGGAUUAUGCUAACCCAGUCGGUUACCUGGACCUAAAAUUCUUUAAAAAUAAAUGAUAAAUUUUGUUUCUGUAAUUUCAGCUGAAUGCAAACUGCUCAAUUCUCCUGCACCCUCUUAUUAAAAUUCCUCAGUGUAUUCAAUAACAGCCGAAUGGAUCCCUGUUACUUUCAAAAUAUUAAAGGUCUUAGGAGUUUUAGGUGCAGUUUCCGCUGUCCGUACAAGGAGAAUCUGAACAAUUGCAUGAAGGCAAUUCAACUGCAAUAUGAAUUCAGCUAUAUACAAAUUGCUUAUAAAAAAAAUGUAGAUUUUAGGGAUGCAUUGGAAGUGAAUAGUGCAGUCUUUUACCUUUUACAUACACCAGGAUUGUUUGUUUUGUCGUGUUUAUUUAAAGAAACGUUGUUUUCCUUAUCCAGGUUUUAAAUUGUACUUGCUCCUGUGUAAUAUCCGUGUAAUAACACUAGAGGGCGUCCACAUAAAAGGGCAUUGCAUUUUCCAGACAGCAGUCAAUAAUUCCAAUCUAGAAUCUAAAUGAAACAAUGUCUCAUCACUUGAGUCCAAAUUCCCUUUUCAUAUGGGAUUAGCUGCAUUACCCUUGUUAUUUACAGAGAAUGGAUUGAAAAAAACUGUACUGCAUAUUACAUUAUCAUUUUAGACUGAAAUUAAGGUUUGUUUAUAUAAUGUGGUUAAAUGUAAAUUAGAGAAUGGCAAUCAGAAAAUGUCAUUUACAUAUCUAAAUUUUGUAAAAUGUACUGUACUUUGAUUGAAAACUGAGAAAUAGUUAAGCUAUUUUUUAAUUAGAUUGCCAGCUCUUUGGUUCUCUGGUUGCUUUGGAAUACGUUUUGUAAAUAAUAAAAUUAAGUAGAUUGUCGUGUGAGGCCUCUGCAUGCUCAGUAAUGGAUGGUUUUUUAGCGGUGUAUACGGUAUUUUGUGAUAACUUUAUGUAAUAUUUUUUUAUUUAAAGAGCACCAACAUGUGUUGCAGAGCAGCACAUAAAUUCAAAUAAUUAGAGUUUAGAAUAAUUUAGUAUGACCUCUGACUUUUUUGUAUUUGUAUAGUUGAAGGGUUUUUUUUUUUGUUUUGUUUUUUUUAAACCACAACAAUUUUUUUUCCAUUUGUAUAAAUUCAGGCAGUCAUCUUGUUUUUGCUCCAGUUUACACUUAACGCAAACCUGUCUUUUUGUUUUUAAUUAUUUUUUACCCAACAAUAAAUGUUUUCCUAAUUCUGUCUGUGUUGAUAAUAGUUUUAUUGUUUUGGGGGGUGGGAAGUUAAUGUACAAUUUGUGAAUUACUGUUUAAAUCUAGAUACUAUUUAACCUGUGUAGCCUUUACUAUUUAAAGUGACCUGACAAAAGCAGGGGAAAUAUUUUUAUGAAAUAAAAGGUUUGCUUUAAGUAUGCUAAAUGUGAGAAGAGUGUUCAGAGUCCCAUCUAUAGUGGUAUGACCAUAUAAAACCGCUACAAAGAGACAAGGAAUGCCCAAAAUUGGGCAAUGAGUUGGGGCAUUUAUAUGCCAAUCCUCCCAAACCUAACAACCUCUUCUUCCCAGUGAUGACAUCUGAAACCUGCAGUAUUUUGGGCCAAUUAAGACAAGCAUACCUAAUUUCUGUGCAAUGUUUCAGAAACUGAUGCUCUGAGCCCAUCACGCACCCAGUAUAAGGCUUCCUGUUUCAAGCCUCCGAGUUAAGAAGAUGUGGAUGGGGCAGAGCUAAAUGACACUGAAUAGAAGACUUUGGGGUUAAACCAAUGGUUAAUGAUUUAACCACCACCAAUGGUAAGCCGGUGCCAGGGACGAUUACGUUGUUAUUGGGCUCGAAGUGGUCCAUUAAUGUGCAUACAAUGUAUACACUGUAUGUUCUAUAGGUAUGCUCUUUAGAUACUUCAAUUUUUCACAUCUCAAUAUAUAAAAUAGAUUGGAAUUAUUUCAUCUUUAUCUGGUUGUUCUCAAUUGUAACUCAUAUUACUUUAACAAAAUCCUGUGUUUCUCCUUGUUGGUUUUC
Molecule: messenger RNA, 32928 nt
Organism: Pelobates cultripes (western spadefoot toad)
Lineage: Eukaryota; Metazoa; Chordata; Amphibia; Anura; Pelobatidae
Source: the annotation of a GenBank genome assembly